Fonticula alba is the source of this 131-nucleotide messenger RNA. RefSeq lists its product as hypothetical. The record is from RefSeq and is a predicted model, not a curated record. NCBI's taxonomy places the organism in Eukaryota, Rotosphaerida, Fonticulaceae. The annotation marks the transcript as partial. The transcript has a single exon.
ACAAUGCCAUCCCCAUCGACACCUGGACCAGCGACCCGAGCGACCGGUCCCUCAUGGACCUGUUGCCCUUCCUGGAUGCGCUGCGCUUCUGCUCCGAUGUCCGCUCGGUCCUGUCCCUGCGCAACUGCUGA